Molecule: messenger RNA, 477 nt
Organism: Carya illinoinensis
Lineage: Eukaryota; Viridiplantae; Streptophyta; Magnoliopsida; Fagales; Juglandaceae
Exons: 2
Coding region: 1-477 (158 amino acids)
Source: RefSeq, a predicted model, not a curated record
AUGGAGGGGAAUUUCAUGGAGAUAUGGGCGAGAUUGUCUGAGAAACUGGGAACUGGUGAACUAGAAUUAGUAGCUACUGUCAUGAGGAAUAUAUGGAGCAAAAGGAACAGUUUUGUUUUCGAAGGGAAGUUUCAAGGGCCUUUUGUUUUAUACAAACAAGCUCAAGACUGUUUGUCAAUGUUGGGUGAGGCAAAAAUGGAGUUGGGGAAUAGAAGAGAGGGAGGUAAUAUGCAAAGGGAUAUGGGGAGGUGGAGGAAACCGAGAAAGGGAUGGGUUAAAGUGAAUUGGGAUGCAAGUCUCAACUCUGAAUUGAAAAGAAUGGGGAUGGGGAUAGUGGUGAGGGAUGAAAAUGGGAAACUGUUAUUAUUAUUGUGCAACUCUAUUGCAGAGAGCAAAACUGAUGAGGCAGAGGAUGAAUCUUUAGUGCAUGAGGUGAAUGUUGUGGAGUUUCAAGGCAAAUGGGGAUAUAAUCUUUAG